GUGAAGAGAGAAUGUGAACAUUUCAAAGCAUUUCGCAACAACGACAACACGUGAAUUUAUUAACAACUUCACCAUUUGCAUUUCAUUUCUUCUCUAUAACAUAACCUCUUCACACUUUCCCCAUUCUCUCUGCAAACUCUCAUUUCUUCCAUGGAUUUCUCCGCCGUCAUUCGAUCUUCUCACUGUUUUAUGUCCCACAUGCAAUCCUCACUUCAGAAACCAGUUGUAAUUCCCAUAAAAAAUAUUGUUGGAUGGAACUUUCAAAGAAGGACUUUCAUCCAGAGCUUGGCAAUAAGUGAUAAGCACAAUGAUUCUCACAACAAAAGGAAGAAAACACUAGUGUCUUGCUCGAAACCAACGGAAGCUAUUCAAACUACCAAGUCCGAGGCUUCUGUGGAUAGCGUUACAAAAGAAUCAGUGGAGAAAAAACCUUUGCCAACAGCUAUAUUUCCUAAUGGAUUUGAGGCUUUACUAACAGAUAUAUGCGAUGAGACUGAAAUUGCUGAAGUCAAAUUUAAGGUUGGAGAGUUUGAGAUGCAUAUGAAGCGAAGCAUUGGAGUAGCAGAUGCUCCAAUUUCCAACAUUUCACCAACUACUCCACUGGCUGUUCCAACUAAACUCAUAGUUGAAUCAACAACUUCAACCCCACCACCUAAACCAUCUCCAGGAACAACCAAUCCAUUUGUAAAUGACUCCCUUGAUAAGUCACCAAAGUUGGCUGCAUUGGAGGCAUAUGACACCAAAAUUUAUGUCUUGGUAGCAUCUCCUACGGUUGGUUCAUUUCGAAGAGGUAGAACUGUGAAAGGGAAGCAGCUACGUCCUAUGUGUAAAGAGGGUGAUAUAAUCAAAGAUGGACAAGUUAUAGGCUAUUUGGAUCAGUUUGGCACUUCGCUUCCUGCAAAGUCAGAUGUGGCUGGAGAAGUGUUGAAGAUACUCUUUCAGGAUGGAGAGGCUGUUGGUUAUGGAGACCCUCUUAUUGCUGUCUUACCAUCAUUCAACACUAUCGAGUGAGCCAGCCUUUCCUAUUGUUGAUGAUUCGUUAUACGCCAUUUAUUCUUUGUAUUUUGCAGCAAAUAACAUAUAAGCAUAUAGGCAAAUUCUUUUAACAGUAGAUUCAGAAAUAUUGAUCUUUGCAAAUAUAUUUGGCUAAAUUGGCAUUUGGCCAUAUAUGGUAUACUAGUUGCAUAAGCUAUAUUGUAUUAACUAUUUCAAGUUUUGUUAUCAUUUAUAAGAAGAUGCAGGCAAAGAAAAAAAGUACUCUGGUUUCUGAGUUUGCCUGCUUGCCCGAGUCCUUUUUGUGCCCCAAGUAUGUGUUCAAACAUGCUUGGAGAUAUUUGCACAAGAUAUGAAAGAUGCUCUCAUUAUUAAACAUAAUUUCCAGUAAUUGUUGAUUUUGAAAAUACCAUAGAUAUUUUGCUCGAUGCCUAAUAGAAGAAAAUGAUGAAACGUAUUUAAUGAAUGAACAAGGUCAACAAGAUUAUUAAGCAUCAACAUUCAGUCUUGUUUUGGACUCAGCUCCUCACUCUUCCUUUGAAUCAGCGUCUCUUUAACUUUGUGCAAGGCAUGUUGGAGAUUUUCCAGCUGUAUAUUUGACACAAACCAUGAGUCUAUCUUCGUAUACUUGUUUUAAUAUUUCAAUAAAAUGAAUGAGACAGUUCCCUACCUCUUGAUGAGCGAAUCUGUUACAUAUAAAUAAUCCACUAUAAAGAUCAAAACUAUCUCUCAUGGUGGUAUCCUUCUGCAAUUAAGUUGUGGUGUGUCAAUUAAUCAUAUACUCACUGUGUCAUGCGUAACUAAGAAAGCUUUUGGAUGAAGAACAGGAAAAGUUUGAAAACAAAAUGAUUGAAGGUGUACCAGUUGAAUAAGUGUCUGAAAGCCCUUUGUGUCAAUAGGUGUAGACUCAAUAUUCAUUUCUGCCAAUGUCCUGCCAAAAGAGAAGCCCAACAUUUUACCUACUGGUUAUGUAUAUCAGUAUAUGUUUGAUUUGAGGUUCAGAAUGCAGCUUACCUGCCUACUGUGUGUGUGAUAAACUGGCUCUUUGCAGCUAUUUUAUCAUGCUCCUCACAGGACAUUUGUAGCAUCCUACAAUCCUGUUCAAACAAAGUAGCGUGGAAUAAUUAAUCACCUAGGAUAAGUGUUUCAUUUGGAAUGCAAGCUGCAGUUUCCUAAUGUUGAAGCUUGAAGAGUCUGUUAAAAACUUGCUGCUGGAUUGAGUUGAGUUAAAAAAGAUUGAUUUGUAAAUUGUGAUAUGGGUAGAGCCUCCUGCUAAAGCUAUAAAAUUUAUGACUAUACCCUUGUGUCACUUUACUAUCAGUUGUUUUGAGUUAUGAUUUCUCUUCUGUAUUAAAUUUUUUAGAAUAUACUAAUGCUGAUUCUAAGUAUUGUUGGGUGAAAACUAAGUCCAUACUUUUACUAUUUCAUUGUCUGUACAAAUAGUUGGAAAGACUUGGUGAUUGAUGAUGAGUUGAUGACAAAUGACUAAAGAAUUAACUUACCUCACUAACAAAAACAUGGAGGAGAUUAGAGCAGGUAUCUUCAUCACGUAUUCUAACUUUAUCAUACAUGAAAGUGAGAUCUUUCCACCCGUCCUUUCCACUUUCUGGUCCAAACAUUGGAUGCGUGCAGAGUAUAUCCGACUCCUCUGGCAGUACCUGUUAU
Molecule: messenger RNA, 2658 nt
Organism: Vicia villosa (hairy vetch)
Lineage: Eukaryota; Viridiplantae; Streptophyta; Magnoliopsida; Fabales; Fabaceae
Exons: 9
Coding region: 151-1011 (286 amino acids)
Source: RefSeq, a predicted model, not a curated record